AUGGUCCUCGGCCUCUACACCUUCGCCGACAUCGCUGCCGACGGAGCACCCCGCCUCGAGGCGGCCGAUGGCGAGGAGCUCGUCCGUGUAGAUCGCGCUGCCGAGCUUGCACUCGGCCCCCGCGCGCUGAAGGCCCCCGGAACCCUUUUCCUCACCACCAGGAGGGUGAUCUGGGUCAGCGAUGGCGGCGAGGGCUACGCUGUAGACUUCGUUGCCGUCUCGCUCCACGCCGUGUCGCGUGAUCCCGAGGCGUAUCCAUACCCCUGCAUCUACACACAGAUUGAGACGGAAGCUAGCUCUGGUGAGGAGUCUGAUGUGUCAGAUUCUGAAACAAAUGGAGAACUCGAGCUCUCAAAAGUUACCGAAAUGCGUAUCAUACCUUCAGAUCCUGGUCAAUUGGAUGAACUCUUUGAAGCAUUCUGCAAUUGCGCUGAGCUCAACCCUGAUCCUAGUGCUGAGAGUGAUGAAGAACCUGGCUGGGUUCAUGGUGAUGAGGGUUAUGAAGAUAUGACAGAUGGAAGCGACACUGAGUUUUCAGAUGUUAACCCAAUUGGUCAAACUGGUGAGCAGGAUAUUACUCAUGCUGUAAUCAAGCUCCAGAUCAAUGACCAACGUUUUGAGGACGCAGAAAUAGAUGAGGAGAGCCACAUAAACGGGAACUAA
This is a messenger RNA of Miscanthus lutarioriparius, 663 nucleotides long. The record is from the annotation of a GenBank genome assembly. NCBI's taxonomy places the organism in Eukaryota, Viridiplantae, Streptophyta, Magnoliopsida, Poales, Poaceae.